CGUCAUGGACGCAGUGUCGACCGAGGAACUUGAUGAGGAGGAGCUGCUGGUGAGAAGGCAUCGCAAAGAGAAGAAGGAGCUGCAAGCCAAAAUUCAGGGUAUGAAAAAUGCGGUUCCCAAAAAUGACAAAAAGAGGAGGAAGCAGCUCACUGAAGACGUCGCCAAGCUGGAGAAGGAGCUGGAACAGAAACAUAAAGAGGAGCUGGAACAGUUGAAGCUGAGUGCUAAGAACAAGAUAGAUUCUGUUGCUGAUAACCUUUCCAACUUGGUACUGGAGAAUCAGCCACCACGGAUAUCCAAAGCACAAAAGAGACGGGACAGAAAAGCAGCGCUGGAAAAGGAGAGGGAAGAAAGAAUAGCAGAAGCUGAAAUUGAGAAUUUAUCUGGAGCCAGACAUAUAGAAAGUGAAAAGCUUGCCCAAAUCUUGGCAGCUAGACAGCUGGAAAUGAAACAGAUUCCAUCGGAUGGCCAUUGCAUGUACCGAGCCAUUGAAGAUCAGCUGAAAGAACACGACUGUGCUCUGACCGUGGCCGCCCUAAGGAGCCGGGCGGCUGAGUACAUGCGAAGCCACGUGGACGACUUCCUGCCAUUUCUAACAAACCCCAACACGGGACACGUGUAUUCUGCAGAGGAGUUUGGGAAGUACUGUGAAGACAUUGUAAACACAGCUUCGUGGGGAGGUCAGCUGGAGCUGAGAGCUCUGUCUCACAUUUUACAAACUCCAAUAGAGAUAAUACAGGCGGAUUCUCUUCCUAUUGUAGUUGGUGAAGAAUAUAAAAAAAAUCCAUUAGUACUUGUAUAUAUGAGACAUGCGUAUGGCUUAGGAGAACAUUACAAUUCUGUUACACCGUUGGUGAGCACGACUACUAAAAAUUGCAGCUAGUUUGUAAAAUGCUGGACAAUUGUAUUUUAGCACGGUGCGCCAAGCUGAGUAUUCCCAAGUGCUGGGUUUGUUCUAAACACUACUGAAAAACACAACUACCUUAAAUCAGUUUUAUGGUAAACGUACUAAUAGGCUUUUUAGAAAUACAUCAGAAACAAACUUUCCCCAUUGUCCUCUCAGUGUUACUCAAGAAAUUGUAGGGCCACUGUUGAAAACAUUGUUCCUAGACCAGGAGGGUGCUCUGCUGACUUAAGGUCUUGGGCCUCCUGUCCUGUGUCAGAAUACAUUUGAAAUGAUUUUAGUUUUUUUCUCAUUACUGGAUGCUCUCGAAGAAUUGAAAUGACUUAAUAUCUUUGUCGUUACAAUACUGUAGCGUGGUGACAGCAAAUUCAAUGAAUGCGUAUAAAAUGAACUUGAUUUUGGUAACUUUGGUAUGGAAGGGAUGGAUGCAAUGAGAUUUUCUA
Molecule: messenger RNA, 1347 nt
Organism: Ochotona princeps (American pika)
Lineage: Eukaryota; Metazoa; Chordata; Mammalia; Lagomorpha; Ochotonidae
Gene: OTUD6B
Product: OTU deubiquitinase 6B
Exons: 7
Coding region: 5-883 (292 amino acids)
Biological process (GO): protein deubiquitination
Molecular function (GO): cysteine-type deubiquitinase activity
Source: RefSeq, a predicted model, not a curated record